Pangasianodon hypophthalmus (striped catfish) is the source of this 5719-nucleotide messenger RNA. RefSeq names its product aftiphilin a (gene aftpha). The coding region runs from base 452 to 2995 and encodes 847 amino acids. The transcript has 10 exons. Gene Ontology annotation, biological process: intracellular transport. Gene Ontology annotation, cellular component: AP-1 adaptor complex; trans-Golgi network membrane. Lineage: Eukaryota; Metazoa; Chordata; Actinopteri; Siluriformes; Pangasiidae. The record is from RefSeq and is a predicted model, not a curated record. Gene Ontology annotation, molecular function: clathrin binding.
ACCAAGCACUUCCUGGUGCGCGGUGUUCAGCAGUGAAUCCGGAGCUGGUUUAAUGUCUCAGACUUCCCGUAUCAGAGCUGCUCUCCGACACAACAACAAGUUUGUGUGAUCAGAGUGGACAGUGCAGGCAGGACACCUGGACAAUUCAUUAACCUGAAGAGUGAAAUGUUUAAGGAAGUGUGUAGUUAAUCAUUCUCUCACACACACACACACAGAGAGAGAGAGAGAGAGAGAGAGAGAGAGAGAGGAGCGCUAGCUUAGCCUAGCUAACAUUAACAGCCGGCUGGGUCUCAAAUCUCUAACUGUAACACUUUAUUUAAAAAAAAUAAAAGAAAGACGAGGAUUUAACUUCUUUUUUUUUUUUUUUUUUAAAUCAUCCUGAAACAUGGAAGUGGGGCGCCAGGAUCCAUAAGGUGCAAAGUCUCGGCUGUUUGAUCACUGUGGAGACGCCAUGGAGCCAGACGUGAUCCACAUGUACUCGUCCUCUCCUCCGCCCUUGGAGGACGGCGCUGAUGAGGACGACGACGAGUUCAGCGACUUCACCGGCGUUCCCAACAGUGUCAGCUUCACGGAAUUCGAGACGCCCAACACGUUCGAUCAGCUGCAGGCGCUGAACGCGACAUCGCCGCCGGAGUUAAUCGGUAACGGGCGAGUCGUUGGACUUAAUGGACCAGCGAUGUCGAACGGCAGCCAGGGGGAUGCUCCGGCUUGUAGGACUGUUAGUGUGGAGGAACUGAAAAAGGUUACAGAGCGUCCGCUUGGGACUUACACAAACUUUUCGGACUUUCCGGGAAAUGCCUGGAGUGGUAGUGAUGCCGUGGACUGCAACGGAGGAGGCAACGAAGUUCUCACGAAUGGCUUUGCAAAUUUUGGCACGGAGGGAACUCCUCCCUCACGCCACAUACACAGAGAAACGGGUCCCUCAGUGGGUCGCUUUCCCGAUGUAAUCCCCAGUGACAAUGAUGAGGAUUUUGCUGAUUUUGCUGCUUUUUCAAAUGCUGACGUUCCCAGUCACAUCGACAGUGGUGUAAACUGGGAAAAUUCAAACCACGACGCGAGACUAGCACAAGACAACCAACCACAAAGUGAGGAAAAUCAUGGAGCUAGCAUAGCUGGCGAAGCGGUGGACAAUGACAAAGACGAUUGUGUAACAGGGUUCGCCUCGUUUGCAGAGGCUUCAGAUCACCUUAGCAACGGAGACAGGGGUUUCCAUGCAGGGGUGAGUUAUGAACAAAGGGGUCAGGACACUGACCAUGCACAUCAGGACUCGAAUACUACUGAGUCUGUUAGCACAGAGCAACAAAUAUCGCAGAAUGGCGUGGAGCAGGAUGGUUUGGAGGUUAAGGAAAAGAUGGACAACAGGGUGUCCCCCGUCUCCAUGGAUGAGCGAGGUAGCAGCAGCGAGCCGACGGAAGAGAAGGGGUCCGGGAACGACACGGAAACAGAGACCGAAACGGAAACCUCUUUCGGUCGACCACUUUCCACGGAAGCGCUCGAGGAAUUCGGGGAUUUCAGUACGACGGGUUCGGUACCUUCCCCUCCACUACAGGAAGAGACGGCCACGCCUGCUGACCAUAGCCAGCUGGCCGAGGAUGACGACGAGGACUUUGGAGAUUUCGGCGACUUCGGGGAUGCCAGCUCCUUCGGAGGUUCCGGCUUUGCUGAUUUUGACCAGCAGGGGGCAGCGUCGCACUCUGCACCUUCAGAAUCGAUCGCGCCUUCGCAGUCUGUCGGGCAAAACGAUCCUGAAACGACGUGCACUGACGAGGAUGAGUUUGGCGACUUCGAUGCGCAUGGACAACCCGGCAAGACGGCACAAGAUGGCGAAGAGGGAGCGGAGAACACCGAGUUUCCGGGUAGCGACAGUUUCGCGGACUUUACUUCGGCACCUGUUGAUGGCGGUGCUGAUGAUAAUGGGGGGUGGCAGGCGUUUGGCGAGUCGAAUGAGGAAGCGGGGGAAUCGUGGGCAGCAUUCGGUCAGGACCAGGGCUCGACCUUUUCGGAGAAGAGCGAAGACGAUUGGCACGAAAGCCGAUCUGUUACAGCGCCCCCUACUGGCAGUGAUGAAGACAACAGGAAAGACAACAUUAUGGUGUCUCUUGUGAGCCGGUUGGAGAAGCUUUUCCUGGCCAGUUUUCUUGAGCUCUCCUUGCCUCAUGUAGAGGAGGACGUGCUCCCACUUAAAGCCUUCCUAGAGCCAUGUGAAGGAUCAGAGAAAGAAGAGAAAGAGCCAGCACCAGUCAGUGGAGGCGUGCAGGGCGUGUGGCUGCAGCUGCAGGACAUCCACAAUGCGUUUGGUCUGAGGUAUCAGUGGGGCGGCUCACACAGUAACAAAGCUCUGCUCUGCUCACUGGGCAUCGACACGCGGAACAUACUGUUCACAGGUCAGAAGAAGCAGCCCGUUAUUGUGCCCAUGUAUGCGGCCAGUCUGGGAAUGCUGGAACCCACUAAAGAGCCAGUGAAGCCCGUCUCCGCUGCUGAGAUGAUCGCCUCCAUAGCGCAGUCUCCCUCUGUUGCCACGGAGAUGAGUGCCUGCCCCGCCGACGCAGCACAGGAGUCCCUCCCGCCGGUGCAGUUUGACUGGAGCAGCAGUGGCCUUACAAACCCUCUGGAUGCAAGUGGAGGUUCGUCUCUGCUGAAUCUGGACUUUUUCGGCCCAGUGGACGAGUCGCCCUCCAGCUCCACCACCUCCAUACCAGGCGUGGACCCGGAGCUGUAUGAGCUGACCCAGGCUAAGCUGGAUGUGAGCGGAGGCAGCAGCAGAGUGGUGGACGCGUUCGCUCGCCUCAUGUCCACUGUGGAGAAGACCAACACGUCCACCAGGCGGGUGCAGACGCAGAAGGAGGAGAAUCUGAGUGAAGAGGCUCGACGUGUCAUCUCCACACUGCCUGAUCUCUCCUUCAUGCAGGCCAAAGUGCUGAUGUUUCCCUCCACACUCACUCCUCUUCCUCCCUCCUCCUGUUCCUCUUCAUCCCCCUCUCCUGUCCCAGACUGAUCCCUCCAUCUCUCUCUCUCUCUCUCUCUCUCUCUCUCUCUCUCUCUCUCCACCUCACGCCUCUCUAUCCUCACACUGUCUUUUGUUUUUGGUUCGCUUUAGCUCAGCUUGUUGGAGUCAGUUUAAGUUUUGUCGUUUGAGCGUGUGAGAGUGAGCGGAGCGGAGCAGAGUGUUCAGUCUCUAGAGGUGUGGAAGCGUCUUCAUUAGGGAUGCACCCAUCCCAUUAAUUAAUAAUUAACGAUGAGUUAAAUCAGUCAGUUACAAACCCAAUCAUGUGACAUCAGCACUAUAGUUCACCCAGUGUUGGUUAGCUUUCUGUCAAACCUGGUCAUUGGUUUCAUCCCAGUGUCUCACAAACACAAACAAACUCCACCUACAAACCAGCAACACGACACCGUAACAUCCCCAACUGCAAAUUUAAAUUCCUUUUCACGGGAUUUGCAAAUCAUUAGUCACACAUUCAUCUCAUACAUUAUAUCUCGCUUUGAGGUUACACAUCAGUUUAUAGCCACAAUUUGUGUAACUUUUUGCCAAAGCCCCGCCCCCUCGGUGUUGUAGAGCCAUCUCUCUGACCCCACCCACAAUCUUCCACUAGGUCCAACUCCCUUAGCUUUCUGGCGCCCCUUCAGCAUUCAGGAUUCUUACACCUGACCCCGCCCCCUAAGCUCUUUGAAGCCCUCCAGUUGGCCCCGCCCCCUAAGCUAUUUGAAGCUCUCCAAUUGGCCCCGCCCCCUAAGCUCUUUGAAGCCCUCCAGUUGACCCUGCCCCCUAAACUCUUUGAAGCCCUCCAGUUGACCCCGCCCCCUAAGCUCUUUGAAGCCCUCCAGUUGGCCCCGCCCCCUAAGCUCUUUGAAGCCCUCCAGUUGACCCUGCCCCCUAAACUCUUUGAAGCCCUCCAGUUGACCCCGCCCCCUAAGCUCUUUGAAGCCCUCCAGUUGGCCCCGCCCCCUAAGCGCUUUGAAGCCCCCCAGUUGACCCCGCCCCCUAAACUCUUUGAAGCCCUCCAGUUGACCCCGCCCCCUAAACUCUUUGAAGCCCUCCAGUUGGUCCCGCCCCCUAAGCUCUUUGAAGCUCUCCAGUUGGCCCCGCCCCCUAAACUCUUUGAAGCCCUCCAGUUGGCCCCGCCCCCUAAGCUCUUUGAAGCUCUCCAGUUGGCCCCGCCCCUAAGCUCUUUGAAGCCCUCCAGUUGGUCCCGCCCCUAAGCUCUUUGAAGCUCUCCAGUUGACCCCGCCCCCUAAGCUCUACUUUAAUAUCGUUCCUCAAAAACAUAAAAAUAGUGAGAUGUUUGUUACUCGAGUUGUUACCAUGUCAUCGGGGAUCAUUAAUAGUAGCAUGAAAGCUAUAAAGUUUGUAAAUUUUGAUAUAUAUUCUUAGACAUCUUAAUCAUGUUUUUGUAGUAGAUCAGGAUUCCACUUGGGAAACAAUCAAAUGUGAAGAUUAACGAAUAUGAUUAUGUAUUUACCAUUCAUGAAACUACGAUCUCAUCACUGCGUUUAAGUAUGAUUUACCUGCGUUUAUAAAUAUCACUCGGCUCCUCGACAUACAGCGAUACUCGGUAUCGGAUCGGUGCAUCCCUGAUUGUUCUAGCCGAGUUUUCUUCUUAAUAGAGGUUCAGCGUGUAUAUAAUCAGGGAUAAGACUUCUUUUCCAUUCUAGGUUAUGUUUAUGGUUCAGUAUGAUUCCAGCUGUGUGUGUGUGUGUGUGUGUGUGUGUGUUCAAUAUCGUUUUGCUGAGGAAACACUGGUUAAAAGUCCUUCAACGAAGGCAAAUAGUGAAGUGAAAUCAGUCAUUCAUAUAUAUAUAUAUAUAUAUAUAUAUAUAUAAAUAUAUAUAUAUAAUAAAUAGACUUGAAACCAUACUGCCUGCAAAAUUCUGCUGGUUGAUUUUUUUUUAUUUUUUAAAUGAUGUUUAAAAGGCCUUAGGUUUUAAUAAUUUUAGUUAAUAUAAUUAUGCGGAUAAUUAAUGUUUAGUUUGGAGCUUUCGUAUGUUAGAGUUAUGUUUUUUGGGGGUUUAACAUGUUAUUCACUGUAAACAGCGCUUUAUUCUCAUAGCAGACGAUUAGAAGAGUGGCGACGUAGCAGCUGCGUUCUGUUUCCCGCUGCAGGUUUUAUUAUUGCUGUUGUUUUAAACUCUUAAAGGUGAAACCACUGUAAUGUGACCCAUGUGAUGAAGGAAUCGUCGUGAUUGACUUGAAGUACUUUAGCCAAUAAGGGACCAAUAAUCUACAUUAACCUUCUAAAGUCUUUUAUUUUAGCGUCUUAAACGCACUCCUCUGGCCGUGCAUCAUUGGAAACGUUGUCCAAAAUCAGUCCUUUUAGCUUUUUUUUUUUUUUCCUAUCUUUCUGUUCUAAUUUCUUUCUUGUUUCGGUUCCCCCGCUGCGUGUUGUCCUGUCUGUCUGUCUGUCUCUCUGUCUGUCUGUCUCUCUGUCUCUCUGUGAGGAAUUUUGCACAUUGUAAAGCUGUAAUGGAAGUACUACUAUACUACUAAAAUCACGUAGGUGACUGUGUACAGUAAGACUGUGGAAAAUGUACAAAAAUGAGAUUGUUACGGGCAAAUUCCUAUGGAAAAACAAUCUUACUGAUGUGUGUGUGUGUGUGUGGAAAAAAGAGCCCCGCCCCCCUCCAGGUUGGAACGAGCAUGCUCGGGCUCUUUUGGACAAAAAAAAUCUUUAAGUGUGUAAAUUUUCUUUUAGUGUACACAAGGAAUUAAAAUAAUUUAAGAGAA